Molecule: messenger RNA, 1559 nt
Organism: Diuraphis noxia (Russian wheat aphid)
Lineage: Eukaryota; Metazoa; Arthropoda; Insecta; Hemiptera; Aphididae
Product: HEAT repeat-containing protein 6
Source: RefSeq, a predicted model, not a curated record
AUGUAUUUGCUUGUAGACAAUUAUCUAAGGAUAGGAGUCUUCCGCUGUUUAUCCUCCGUUUUUAAUUCGGAACUUCCAGAAUUUGAAAAAGAUUUACUGAUAGAAAAAAGAACAGAAAUCGUAAAUUUAUGUUUGUAUUUAUUUAAAGAAACCAAGUUAUUUCUAGAAUGUGAUCAAGACAAUACACAGAUGAUUGUAAGACGGCAAUGUUGGCAAAUGUUAAAUAGCUACUGUAAUCAUUAUCAUGGUCUGAUUGAAAAUAGAAUGAUAAUUAAUAUUGCAAUCGAUGACAUGAAAUAUACUAAACAAACUUUAUUACGCAAAAAUAUUUUGUCAUGCUUAAAACAAAUGUCCGCGGUAUCGGAAGGGUAUGAUUAUAAAUCUGCUAGAUUAGAAAAAUGGAAGUUGAUAUUUCGAAAAUUAAUACCACAAAUAUUUGAAGAAAAAGAUCCUCAAACACUACCCAUUCUUAUUGAAAGUCUAUCAACAAUUGGAUCAGAUUUAUUUAAUGAGCUUGAAGAUGAAUUAAUUGAUCCUUACUGUGAUGAAUUACAUGUGUUUGUUACCUGUGAAGACCAAAAUAUCCAAUCAGCUGCAAUAGCAACAUUGGGUACAUUAAUUAAGUAUGAAAAGCUAUCAAAAAAUCCAAUUUAUAUAAGACACACUAUUGAUGGUUUGCUUUAUGUUUCAUCAGUAAAUAAAGUAAAUUCAGUUCAAGAAAAGCUAGCAUGGACAUUAAACUGCUUAUCUGAARUCUUGGUAGACAAUUGGGAUUUGUAUGAAAUUGAAGAUGAAAAAUUAUUAUGCUUGGCAAAAGCUGCUCUAUCAACACUUGACCGUAAACCAUGUAGAGCUUGUGGUACUAGGGCAUUAGGACUCUUUCUGUCAUUAAUUGAUCAUACUGAUGUUACCGGACAGCAAUUUGGUCCUUUAUAUGAAGACUCCAUAGAUAUUUUAAUUAAUAUUGCCAAUGGAAAUGAUAGUAUGAAAAAUCGUUGGAAUAGUUGUAAUUCUCUAGGAGUCUUGUAUCAAACCAACUCUAUCCAAAAGUUACCAGAAACUUUAAGGAACAAUGUGUUUAAUACAUUAUCUACAUUAAUUGUWAACUGCUGUAACUUUAAAGUCAGGCAUGUAGCUUGUUCAUCUUUAAUGUAUAAUUGUCGAAAUCUAUAUGGUAAUAAUUACUCAAAAAUGUGGCACAGACUGUUUGAUGCUUUUGAAAAUGCUCAAAAUUUACCUCAUAUUUGUGAAUACAAGCAUCAACAAAAACUUAUAAAUCAGCUUUGUGCAUCGUUUUGUAAUUUGUGUAGUUUACUUGAGCCCUCAGACAUAAGUAGUUUAACAUAUUUGUUUGAUUCACGGUUACACCUAAUUCARAAUGAGAUUGGAAAUUUUUGUAAUUUGAAUGACAUUCCAAAUAACUCUGAAAUGUUAGCAGCAACACAUAAUCAUUUACAUGAUAUGUUGAAAACCAAACAACUGACAUCUAAACAAGAAGAGAUUGUAAACAGCUUAUUGAAUAUGUUUGAUAAUCUUUAAAUUAUCUUAUAAUUUUGUUA